Molecule: messenger RNA, 22663 nt
Organism: Diabrotica virgifera virgifera (western corn rootworm)
Lineage: Eukaryota; Metazoa; Arthropoda; Insecta; Coleoptera; Chrysomelidae
Product: putative ATP-dependent RNA helicase TDRD12
Exons: 19
Coding region: 714-7811 (2365 amino acids)
Biological process (GO): transposable element silencing; germ-line stem cell division
Molecular function (GO): nucleic acid binding; ATP binding
Source: RefSeq, a predicted model, not a curated record
AUAUUAUAAUACCUUUUGCUUUAGUUUUCCUUGCAAGAAAUAAACAAAACACAUCUAAACUAAACCUAACCUCGCUUUUGGCCAAUCAUUCAUCUCCGUGUCAAAUAAUUUCGACAGUCGAAAUUAUAAUAUCAACACCCUUUUUAAAGUCGCUAUUAAUUUCGAUAGUCGCUAUUUCAUGACGUCACUUCGUUAGUUCAACUAAAAUCCACAAGGCUCGCACAAUCGCAUUUCAACCGUCGCCAUAUUGAAAGCGACUUGUUUAGUGUCGAAAUUUGAUUUAGAAUCAGGCCCCAGGGGCCACGUCUAGUAAAUCAAAAAACACAAGGUUAAAGCACAAAACAUGCACAAACAAACAAAGCUGUUUGAGUUUGACAUGUGCUGUGACGGAUGUGACUGCACUGACUGCUCCACCUCCACUGCUCUGCUCCUGCGCUUGCGCUGUGGUUUUAUGGACUAUGGUUGGUUAGUUAAAGCAGUUAAAGCAAGUUUUAUUUUCUUUAAAAAUAUUCUAGGAAUACUGUAUAAAUAGGAAUGAAUUUAAGACUGUGUGUAUAUCUUAAAUCUAACACGAUUAUAAGUUAGAAUCUAACAAAUAAAUAUUUUUAUUUGUCGCGCUAAAUAAGUAAAAUCUAAUGGUGUUUGCUGUUUUGUAAAUUUUGCUAUUUUCCUUUUCUGAACUGAGUAAACGUUUUUGGGAGAUUUUGCCGAAAAUGGAGUUACCAGAUGACUGUGAUGUAGAUAUAACUACGUUCAUAAAUCCCCAUUUAUUUUGGGUGGUAGUUAAGAACAAAACAAGGAAACCACUGUUAGCCUAUAUGGAUGGUGAAAUCCAACAGUCCCUUACAGAAAUUAAAAAUUAUUCUGAUUUGGAUCUCGGAGAGAUGGUGGUGGCUGUGGUAGAUGAUUUUGCUUAUAGAGCUGUUAUUGAACACAUAGAUGAAAGGGAUAAGCCAUCAUAUCUUGUAUGGCUUAUUGACUACGGAACAAUGAAGGAAAUUGAAAAGGUGUAUGAGAUACCUGCAUCUCUAAGCAAAUUUCGGCACUUGUCUUUUCAGGCUUGUUUGAAUAACGCAGUCUGCAUGGAACAGUUUCUGGAUUACAAUGAAGUCGGUGAGGUUUACAAUGUUAAAAAACCAGUGAAGAAUCCUACAACACUCGUCACCAAAGAAUCUCUGAAAAUUCUAUCUGAAGGACAUAGUUUUAAAUUUAAAUUGGAAGAUAGACAAAGAGAUGUAGCCUUAGGAGAUCUUGUUUUUAGAGAUAAUCUUAACAAAGAGGUAUCUCUUAGAGACAGUUUGGUAAAAGCAGGUGUUUUAGAUGUUGACCAAAAUCUGUUUAGGGUUUUAGGUAUAAUGGAUUUUAUAAGCAACUACAAAUCAAGCUGGCUAACACUUAUUGCUAAAACAUGUAAAGAAAAUCCAUAUCCAAAGAUUUUGGUUGGGAAAUGGGUUGGGAAGAAGCUUGGAGAAGUUUCGGAAGAAUUUGAAAAAAGGGAUGAACCCCUGAGAUUACACUAUAGGAACAAAAACAAUGUGACUGAUCCAGAUGAGGAAGGAGAUGCUGCAAGUGAAUUACAAGAGUCUUCUGAUGCAUUAGAUUACCAGAGUGUUUCAAAUGAAAGUACUUAUAAUACUGACUAUAAAGAAAAUUCAUCAGUUGUUUUUCCUAAAAGUAAUAUUAACAGAGCCAAAAAUCAAAAAACGAAGAAAUCGGAUGAGAACAUCGUAAUUCUACCUGCUGGUUCCGAAAGAAGUUUAGGAAUGUAUCAGUUGUCAUCAGAAAAACCAACAAUUUCAAGUCGAAAGUCUGGAACUUAUCGCAAAAGUCAACUUGGAAAUGAUUCGUUUAGUCCUCAGGAAACAAGAAAAACAUCAAAAGCAGAGCAAUACAGAGGCUUUCCUGAAGUCCUUUCAGAUAGUUCUUUGAGUUCUGGUGAAAGUUCUUCUAAAAGCUCUGCCCAAGAGGAUGUUAGAGAUCCAACGUUACAAGAGCUCAAAAAGAAUAUUAAGGGGGGAACCAAACUUCAAGAAGAAAAUCCAACACUAAUAACAUCUAAAGAGCGAUCAAGCCUUUUAUCAAAUACUUCUUUGAGUUCUGCAAAUAGUUCCUUCCAAGAAAAUAAAAUAGAAGAGGUAUUAGGAUCAACUGAGACUUCUUUGCAAGCAAAUCGUACAAAUCCAAUAUUACAAAAGAUCCAAAAGUAUAUAAAAGGUCAGAACAAAACCACAGAAGAAAGUGCAACACCUGAAACAUCUAAAGAUCAUUCCAGUAACUAUUCAAACCUUGCACUUAGCUCUACAAAUAAUAGUUUUCAAGAAAAUGAGGUUGAAAAGGGAUUCAGCUCUACCGAGGGUUCUGCCCAAAAAAAUAUUCCAGAUCCACGACUUCAAACGAUCCAAAAGUUUUUCAAAAGGGGAAAGGACACUACUGAAGGAAACGAAACACUAGAGGCAUCUGAAGAUCGUCUGAAUAUUUCACUUAGUUCUGCAGAUAAUUCGUUACAAGAAAAUGAGAAUGAAAAGGGUGGCAGGUCUACUGAGCAUUCCUCAUCCCAGAAUGAAGAUCCAAAAUUACAAAUAAUUUAUAAAUAUAUAAAAAAGCCCCAACAAAUCAAGGAGGGAAGUACAGCACCAGAGACAUCUAAAGAUGUUGAAGAUAGAUCCCAGUCUACUGAGAGUUCUGUUCAAGAAAAUCUUACAGACCCACGAGUUCAAAAGUUUAUAAAGCGAGGAAAGCAAAGUAUAGAAGAAAACACAACAUUAGACACAUCUAAAGAUCAUCUGAAUGUUUCACUUAGUUCUGCAGAUAAUUCGUUACAAGAAAAUGAGAAUGAAAAGGGUGACAGGUCUACUGAGCCUUCCUCACCCCAGAGUGAAGAUCCAAAAUUAAAAAUACUCCUUAAAUGUUUUAAAGGUCAUCAACAAAUCAAGGAAGGAAGUACAACACCAGAGACAUCUAAACAUGUUGAAGAAGAAUUCAAGUCUACUGAGAAAUCUGUCCAAGAAAAUGUUAUAGACUCACGACUUCAAAAGUUCAUAAAGCGGGGAAAGGAAGGCACAGAAGAAAACACAACAUUAGACACAUCUAAAGAUCAUCUGAAUGUUUCACUUAGUUCUGCAGAUAAUUCGUUACAAGAAAAUGAGAAUGAAAAGGGUGACAGGUCUACUGAGCCUUCCUCACCCCAGAGUGAAGAUCCAAAAUUAAAAAUACUCCUUAAAUAUUUUAAAGGUCGUCACCAAAUCAAGGGAGGAAGUACAACACCAGAGACAUCUAAACAUGCUGAAGAGGAAUUCAAGUCUACUGAGAGUUCUGUCCAAGCAAAUCUUAUAGACCCACGACUUCAAAAGUUCAUAAAGCGGGGAAAGGAAAGCACAGAAGAAAACACAACACUAGACACAUCUAAAGGUAGUUUUGGUAAUCUCUCAAAUAAUUCUCUUAGUUCGGUAGAUUGUUCUUUUGAAAAACGACUCAAUUCUACUGAAAUUUCUCACCAAGAAAAUCCUGUAGACCCACGAAUUCAAAAGUUUAUAAGUAGAAAAAAGGAAAGCAAUGAAGAGACACUAGACAUAUCUAAAGAACUUUCAGGUCGUGUUUCGAAUAUUUCUCUUAAUACUGCAGAUAGUUCUUUGCGGGGAAAUGAGAUAAGAGAGGAACUGAGUUCGACCGAUACUUCUUUCCAAGAAAAUCCUAUAGACACACGACUGCAAAAGCUCCUAAAGGGGAAGUUAAAACGUUCAGAAAAAGAAAAGGCAACACUAUCGAACAUUUCCCUUAGUUCUGCAGACAGUUCUUUCCAGGAAAAUGCAUCUAAAUAUCGACUCAGUCAUUUUUCAAACAAUUCUCUUAGUUCUGCAGAUAGUUCGUCCCGAGAAGACCAUAAAAUUAUACCAAUUAGGUCAAGAAAAGAAAAUACGAAGAGUAAAGACAAUACUCAAGAAUCAACAGUUUCUGAUUGCCAAUCUGAAGGAAAUUCUGCAGAAGAGAGUUGUUUGGAUACCAACAAGCCUUCAUCGCUAGAAGGAACUUCAUCCUCCGAUCUUACAAAGAAUGUACACACUCUGAAGAUCAAACCGUAUUGUGAAUGCAAGCAGUGUAUAAUUUGGACCAAAGAUGAAAACGUCUUCGUCGAAAAUUUCGGUACUUGUCGCAAAGUUGCUAGAUUGGAGGGAGUUAAACCUCAAUUUCUGUUCAAAGAGGAGGGAAAUGAAGCACGUGACAUUGAAAUAUGUGCUAUUGAAUAUGGUUCAAUGAGAAGGAUUGAAAAACGCGCAAUGUUAAAGCUGUUAGUACACAGCGAAAGUGUAGUGCAUCCUAUCAAGCAACUCGCCAAAAUUGCUUUCCACAAAGACAUACAUUCUAAUCUCACUCGGCUCCAAUACACAGAGGCCAGAAGGAUUCAAUCCUAUGUUUGGCCGGCCAUUCUUCGCAACCAUCACGUCUUUAUGAUCAGCGGUCCGCAAACGGGCAAGACGAUGGCCUAUUUGCCGGCAAUGUUAACGUUUAUCUUGGAGAAGCACGAACGGUAUCGUUCUUUGAACAAGGUAGCUGGAGGACCUCUCGUGAUUAUUCUUUGCGGAAGUACCAAGAAAUGUGACGAAAUACGAGAUUUAGUUAGAGUUAUAUUAGGGCAUCAACGAGCAAAUAUUACUGUGGGAUCUUACCCGCAUAACCAAAUUAAUACAAGUCGCACCGAUAUGUUAAUCACCACCCCGCUCAUUCUAGUAGCAUUGAUCAAGAACAAGAGCGUCAAUUUCAAGCGUCUGUGUCACUUAAUCAUUGAAGACGGGGAUGAUAUACUAAACAAACAUAAAGCCAUUAUGAGCGACAUCUUUGAAAUGGCGCAGUCGAUGCUGAAAAAUAGAGUAUUUACCAAGGCAUUGCAGUUAAUAGUCUGUGCCGAACAGUGGGAUUCUGAACUGAAGCAUCUGAUCAAGAGCUUACAGCAAGUGCCUAUGGUAUGUGUUGGGAGUUAUUUGGAGGCAGCUCUUUAUGGACAGGUGGAGUUUUCGAUGAAGUUUACUAAUUUAGCUCGUAAAGAUAUUGAAUUAAAACGUAUGUUAAAAGACACACAUAAAAUUUACAGAUCCAUUGUUCUCUGUAACGAUGAAGAAAUUAAGACUAUAGAAUCGAUGUUUAUGUUCAAUGGAAUAGAAUGUACUGCCAUUUAUGAAAGUUUAUCCAAUGACGAUAUUAUGCUGUUAGAAGAUAACUGGACGAAUGCCAAAGGAGGAAAUUUCUCAGUUUUGGUGUGCAGCGACUAUAUCCUCAACUCAUUUCUGAGCGUUACGUGUGCUCAUGUAUUAAUACAUUAUUCUCUUCCAACGACCUGGACGAAGUUUGUGAAACGGUAUAAAUGUCUCCUGGAGAGUUGCCGGAGUCCUUUAGAAACUAAAGAGAUGAAAAUUUCGACGAAAAGUGUAGUUAUAUGUGACGAAAGUUGUACAGAUCAGAUGCCUAGAUUCUUCAGAUAUAUCAAUUCAUCAGAAUUGAAGAAACAGCUACCGAAAAAUGUACAAGAACUUUCUGAGAGCUUGCGUGACGAAGAAGAACAAUCGAAGCUGAAGCAUGAGAUCCCUUUGUGCACAGAUUUGAAGCUUUUUGGAAGAUGUAUCAAGGAUCUUUGCUCCAGACGGCAUAUGUUAAGCUCCAUAUCGGACGUGUCCGACAGAUUGCCCAAAUCGGGAAAGAUUAAAUUCAAAAUUGUAAAUAUCCUAGAUGUAGCAUUGUAUUCGAUAAAGAUACUUCAACACGUUGACUUGGAUAAUAAACUUGUGCAAUACGAUCCCCCAGACGACGUUACGGCGGAUCUUAACGCUACGUUAAGGUUAGGAAAGAAAGCAAUGCAGAAACCUAAAUUGGGACAUCACUACAUUUUCUACAACCCGGAUGACGAGGAAUGUAAAUAUAGCAGGUGUGAAUUGAUGGAGAUAUUGAAAGAAAAUAUGGUUAACAUCAAAUUGUUGGAUACUGGGGUUGUUCUUAACACAAUGUUAACUCGCUUAUACAAGCUACCCAAGGAGUUCCGCUGCAAUGUAAGACCUAGAGCAGUGACUUACGCGUAUUUGGCAAACUCUAUUCCCCCCUUUCAAGACGAAAGCUUUUCAUCUAGAUCAUUAUUUAAACUGAUGGAACUUAUGGAUCCCAAAGACUAUAAAAAUCUGGUUUUCACCGGAGAAGUCCAUUUGCAGUUAGACCAAACAUUGUGGCUGAAGGACGUAUAUGAGGAAGUUGUUCUUAAUGACACUAUUAUACCGGGACUCCAACUGUCAAGAGAAGUUAUACAGCGGAAACUGGUGGAGUAUUAUCCAGAUCAAUUGGUCAGCUUAUACAAGCUUUGUAUAGAUGCCGGUAUAAUUCUUCCAAAAUACGUGAAGGAAAGAGUUGCUGUGUCUGCGAAGAAGCAAGAGGUCAAGAAGCGGUGGGCGUUCCUGGAUAGGGAUAAAGUCAACGAGGUCACGUUUACAGCUGCUUUUUCACCUAACGAGAUCUUUGUUCGACUGAAUAAAUAUAGCGAUUUGUUAUAUCAUUUGCAAACCGAUAUCCAACAAAGUUUAAAAAAACCGAACUACCCGAAACUCAAAGAAAUCAACGUCGGAGGCGUUUACCUAGCCAAAGAUCCUGAAGGAAUUGAGUAUGGUCGCGUGAUUGUCCUCAAGAAGGAAGCGGAUAAAGCACUAUGCUUUUACGUAGAUUUCGGCGACGAGUCUGUUAUUCCUAUAGAAGAAUUGAAGUAUAUCCAAGAAGUAUUCGUCACCAAACUUCCAUUCCAGUGCAUCCAGUGUCGUUUGUAUGGAAUAAACCUCUUAGGAGACACUUGGGACGAAGAAGUGAUCAAUGCUUUGUACAGCUACGCCUUCGAGCCAGGCACUGAUAUCUUCAGAUCUCUGUUUGUACAGGUUUACGAAAAGGAAAACUGCGAUUCGCUUACUCCAGUGAAGUAUGCCGUCGUUUUCAAAGAUGGAUUUGGAGACAAAAAUGUUCUAGUUAAUAAAUUACUGAUUGAUUGUGGUAUGGUACUUGAAAACCCCCAGGAAAAAUUCAGUGAUUUUGAAAUUCCUGUAAUUGAAGUUGAAUCGCUAGAGUCCGACGAAGAACUGGAUACAAUGGCGUAUAUCUGUAACAAAACCGAUGAGCUGCAACAACAUUUGGAUGAGGCCGCACCUGGAACAAGCAGAAGAGAAGGACAGGAUGAGUUUGCUUAUGACUCAGAUGAAAUGGAUUUGGUCGUGUAUGGUGAUUUAGAUGACUUUAUGAGAGAGCUUAUAUUGGGACCAAAACCACCACAACCUGCUUUAACAGGAAACAACGAACUACCAGCCAUUACUGCCGUCCCGGCUGUGGAUUAUCUUACACCAGAAGUGUAUUGGUACCAAACAGAUACGACAGUGACGUUGAGAAUCAAACUUAUAGACUGUGAUAAUUAUAAAAUAUCGCUGAAAAUGAGAAAUAUGUUCAAUUUUAGUACAACCCAAGGCGACAAAACGUACUCCCUUAAAAUAAUGUUCUUCGAUUAUGUCCACAAAAUGGAGCACAUUUCUACAGGUCCAGAAAUAAAGGUGACUUUGACGAAAUAUAACAAGCUCGAUUGGCCCAGGUUGAUUAUGUCGCAGCAGAAGACUAGGAAUAUACACUACGAUAUCAAUAAGGUAGCUAUAGAUGACGACGAUGAUAAACCUAAGAAAAUUCUUGAAUUUCCCAAAGAAUUCGACGAAAUGUUGGAUGAUUUGAACGAAAAUGACCCUAUGUAUGUUGAAUAUUCCGAUUUGGAUAGUGAUAUGGACCUUGAAAUUGAAAAUGAGUCUGAUUGAAUCUGUUUCAAAUAUGUCGUUAAAAUAUUUGGAUCAGAUAUACUUUUUGUAGGUUAUGUUAGGUUAGAUUCGCUUUUUUUAAUUUUGACACACUAUUAAACUUCCAAGUUGUUAUUACAUUCAUAACUACUUAUAUUACUGUAUUGAAUAUCGUUCAGAUAUUUAAAUAGUAGCUCUUGUAGGAGGAGGCAUAUUGACUAGAUCGUUUUAUCCGAUCUAUACUUGUAGGUUACGUUAGGUUAAGUUUCCUUUUUUAAUUGAGACACACUUCAUUAAAUGUUUAAGUUCUUCUAAUAUUAAGAACUGAUUUUAAAGUAUAUUUUUUGUUAAAUAUAUAUUUUUUUAUCUUCGAUCUGUGAUAAAUCAAAAUGCAAGGUUAGGAUACUAUGUCCUUUUUAUAUCUACCAUUUUUCCCUAUUGAUCCCAAAUGAAAUAGGAUUAUUUCUUUUACGAAGAAUAACCUAUGUAUUAAGUUUCAAUAUUCUAGAGUUUUUCCUUCAAGAGUUAUUUAUCCAGACGGACAAACAAAUUGACAGCCAGACGACACGAUUUUAGAAAAGGCCUUGUUUUUUACUAAAUAAAAUACACUAUUCCAAUAGUAAUAUGUUCAUUUAUUAGAAUUUAAACAAUAUAUGUCCUUAUUAUUUACAAAUACUGACGUGGUUCUGAAGUACCAGCUUCGGCCUAACUUAAUUUUUGAAAAAAAAACUGACUGUAAAAAGCUUUACGUUUGACACCUAAUCUGACACAUCGUCUGUUUGUGUCGUAAUGUUACUAUAUCGUCAUUGUACUUAGCAUUCGCAGUGUAACUAUAGGCGCGUUCCAAGUGACAUGAAAACCGUCCUUCGUACUGCCCUCGUCAUGCGCAUUAUAAAAAAUGCGUUCCAAGCGAACAUGAACGAUGAUUCGUAUCGUACACUGUGUUGUUCCAAGCGAUCCAUUACCGUUUCGAAAUCGGUAAUUGAACGGUCCUUUUGAAACAUGCCUUCAAGCAGAAACUAUUUGUACUGACUUGCGCAGUUAGGAUUAUUUUCAUUUUUACUGGUCACUGCUAUGAGAUCAGCUGAUGAUUCAACAAUAGAAUAAUCCACAAUUUACGCUAUUAGUACCUGUUAAUCUUGAUUUACGUUUAAAUAAUUAUUAAUUCUUUUUUUUUCAAAUUAAUCUUAAAAAUAUGGAUAAUUUAUUAUUUUUCAUAGAAGACAGCGAUUUUAUGUCAGAUAUCGAUUCUGAGCAAGAUUUUGAGUUGAAGUGAUGUUUAAUGAACAUGUUAAAAAUAUUAAUUUCUAACCAUCUAGCAAACUACUAGUGAUACUGUGGUACUCGUACUGAAAAUGGCUCAGGCGCAACUCGAACUUGAAAUGGUACACAAAUACAUUCCAAGAGGGUUACGUACCGGUAAUCGGUUCGAGAUCGAAAGAAAACCGUUCAAGGGCGAUUCCGCGCAUUAAAACAGUCCAAUCGAUUUCGUGACAAUUUCGUGAUUUCAAGGGAUCUUACAAAUGUGUCGUUUUGAAACGAACCUUAUGAAACGAAAAACAAACCGGAGCUACAGGAGCGCGUGUUAACAUCAUUGUUAAAAAACUACACUGCGGUGCAAAAAAAUCGAUCCACUAAAAAUUUGGUAAUUUUUGUUUCGAAUUUUCUAACGUUGUCCGAUUUAAGUGAUUGUUUACCACGUUAUAGCCUUAUUCAUUGACAAUAUCGCUGUGAUAAUAUUGUUGCUAGACAGUCAAACUGUCAUUAUAUAUACCGGGUGUACGAAUCAAACUGUGUUUUUUUCUCAAAGUUCGCAUCAUCUUGUGGAUUAUUCUAGCAUUUGUAAAAUACUGAAAUUAAAACCCAACUAUAACCUCAGGUUUUCUUAACAUUUUGUCUUUCGAUUCAUUCACUUAUGUUGGAUAAUCAAAAAGUUAGGUACUUUAACAACUGUCCAUGUUCGUCAUCAGUACAGGGUGUUUCUAAAAUAUUUGCGCAAAACUUUAAGGGGUUAUUGUACAUGAGAAAAUAAUGACAAUUUGCUUUAUAAUCAUAUGUCCGCAAACGCUUCGUUUCUGAGAUACGGGAUGUAAAUUUUUUUUUUACAAACUGACGAUUUAUUUAUUGCUUUAAAACCAGUUGAUAUAUGCAAAUCAAAUUUGGUGGGUUGUACAAUUAAGAAUUUAAUAUUCACCAUUGGCGCGCAAACGAGUAUUAUGACCGAUAAUAUUACCCAUACGCACGCCAAUGGUGAAUAUACAAUUUUUAAAUUUAUGUUAAAAAAUGCGCAAUAACUACGUCUUAAAACCCAAAAAAUUGCAUUUGCAUAUCUUAACACGUUUCAAAGCAAUAAAUAAAUUGUCAGUUUGUAAAAAAAAUUGAACAUUCCGUAUCUCGGAAACGAAGCGUUUGCGGACAUAUAUGAUUAUAAAGCAAAUUGUCAUUAUUUUCUCAUAUAAAAUUACCUCUUAAAAUUUGUCGCACUUAUUUAGAAAACACCCUGUACUGAUGACGAACACGGCCAGUUGUUAAAGUAUCUAACUUUUUUAUUAUCCAACAUAAGCGAAUGAAUCGAAAGACAAAAUGUUAAGAAAACCUGAGGCUAUAGUUUGGUUUUAAUUUCAGUAUUUUAUAAAUGAUAGAAUAAUCCACAGGGUGAUGCGAACUUUGAGAAAAAAGCACAGUUUGAUUCGUACACCUGGUAUACAAUGACAGUUUGACUGUCUAGCAACAAUAUUAUUACAGCGAUAUUGUUAAUGAAUAAGGCUAUAACGUGGUAAAAAAACGCUUAAAUCGAACAACAGGUUUAGGAAAUUCGAAACAUCAAAAAUGACCAAAUUUUUAGUGGAUCGAUUUUUUUGCACCGCAGUGUAUUUAAAAAAAAAUGUGCAAAUCUAAUAUUUUCACUAAAAAAAUCAUAUUUAUACCUGGUUUAGCUAAAUUUGCUUCGAGACCUAAUAAAUAAAUAUUUGAACAUGCGAGUAUUUUUAGAGAUGCGUGAUGAAAAGUCUGCUUAGAGAUGGAAAACUAAACGAUACAUUGACAAAAAUAAAUGUUUUUAUUUUUUUAACACAAAAUUCCUGAUUACGAUCUGUCUAGAUUCUACUUGUUGAUGUUGACACUGGUGUCACUGACAGUUGGUGCCAACACUUAACACAUAAAAAUUUAAAAUUUAGAAUUGUAAUACGAACACCCUUCUACAAUUCUAUAUGGCGUAACUACAAAACUAUUAUGGUCGUUUUCACAGGCAUUUUUAGUGCAUCACAAGUGAGAGAAAAAAGGUAAGUCCGUGAUAAUACACAUUUAUAACAUGACAUUUUAGUUAAAUCUGACAGUGACAGUUGUCAGAAUCGUAAUCAGCCAAAUAUGAAAAGGGUAUUGCAGUAUAACCCUUUUAUUUGCAAUUUGGUAUAAAAGCAAAUCAAUUGUGUUUAUUGCAUAUAUAAAAUGGUACUUUCUUUGAUUUGUAUAGUCUUAUAAAUUGUACAGAUUAUAGUCGUAUUAUAUAAUUCGUUAAUCAUUUUUUGUUCGAUUAUAGCGCCAUCUAUCAACAGCUAGAAUAAAUGUUAGAAAUGACUGUAAUCACGGAAGUCAGUACGUUUUUUUCUGUCACUUUAAACUUAAUGCGUUAGAAUGAAAUCGAAAAACUGUGACGCACUGAAAAGUGCAUAUGAGAAAGAGAUUACAACUCAACAACAUUUAAAAGCUCCCUAAAAUAGGUGAAUUUAGUGUUUGACAAUGAUUUUGUAAAAAUAGCGGUUUGUUGCUGACCAGACUGUACAUACUCUAAAGUACAGUUGAGUCCAGAGUUCUUUACCCGUGCUUCAUCAUCUAACUAAAGCAUACAAAAUAAGUCGGAAAUUUACUAAACGCAACAGCAAGUGACAGAAAGUGGCUACUGUUCCGAUCGCAGGUGAUAUUAUAAAAUUUUACAUUUUCAAAUAAAUAGAAUGUCAAAUGUAAGUUUUGCUUUGAAAUUUUGAUGCAGAAUUACACUUCAUUUGAAGCAGCUUACUAAAUUAUUUAAUAUCAUUAGUGAUUAAUAAACAAUUUAUAACAAAAUUAUAAUAAAAUAUUUUCUUUUUGUCAUUUUAUUCACUUUGGCAGAAACUUAAAUAACACAACCAUUCCUUAACUGUGUGAAUGAGGUUAGCCUUGUAGUAAAAAUUAAUGGCAAAAACAUACACUUACCAUAAAAUUUCAAACUCCAAUAUAAAAUUAAUUGUGAAAACGACUGUUUGUGCGAUAUAAAAAACUUCAAGAUGCAAUAAUUCGACAAAAAAACAGCAAAAAAUUCAACAGACUGACAGUCACAAAAGUAAAUAAACAAGAAACGUCACAAAUUGUACUUAAAAUCCUGAAAACAUCCCCAACCUUUUUUUUGUACCUAACUCUUUUCGAUGUACUGAGUCUAGAGCGCUUAUAAAAAUAACAUGUGUUUUUACUUAAUAACAAGCGGUAUCUGGAUUGUCUUUAGUUUCAUGCGUGGAAGAGAAUGCUGCUAUAUAAAACGUGUGUGUUUUAUCUCGCCAGGUAUUAAUGACGCACGGGUAAAGAAUCGUGGACUCGAGUGUAAUAAGUUCCUUUUCCAAACAAUCUCUAAUAAAAUUAUGUCUAACAUCAAUAUGUUUGGUUCUUUUUGAUUCCAAUGUAGAAGCUCUCAUACAUGAUUGGUUAUCUUUAUAUACAUGUACAUUAUAGAAAGUUUUAAAAAUCUCUUUCAACAUCUGACUAAAGUACAUACUUUUAGUAACACAUGAAGAUAAUGCCAUAUAUUCGGCUUCUUCAUGAUUUCCUUACAUUAUGUUGCCUUGUUUAUCUUUGAAUACAAUUUGAAGAUCUGCUUAUGACAAUUAUGCGAUAUAUUAUAGCCUUGAGUGCUGUUUUAACUUAUGUCAGUAAAUAACUGACAAUGAAUAUGCAUAAUCACGUGUUGACAUGACAAUAGAUAGUUAUUGCAAACGUAUUUUACGUCGUCCUGUAAUAAAAAGAUCCUUUAUUUUUACAUAUACGCAUGCGCAGUAUUGCGUCCUUUAUUUUUAUCCUGUAAUAAAAUACAGGCCGCCUGUAUUUAAGAAAAAUAGAGGACAAAGAUGUUUUAUUAAAAGAUCCCUUAUUUUAACGUAACAUGACAAAUUUGUCAAAUUAUGGGAAGAAAAGCAUCUAACUUCACUUGUAUUUAUCACAUCUUUGGAUAUUUGAUCAAAGUUGUAUGUUCUGUUUUAUUUAUUAAAAAGAACUCAAAUAAAAGUUUAUUCUCAGAUAUAAAUUUAUUAAUGUUUUGACACAAACAGAUAUAUAAAAAUAACAUUUUAUUGAAGCUUGAAUUAUUAUAAACAUUUUGUAAAUAAUUUUAAAGUGUUUAAUGAUUACACUGAUCAGGCAUAUAAUAUCUUUAUAACUCAUUUAUUCAAUUUGAUAUAUUUGACAUUUUUGUAUAGAAAUAAGUAUUUUUAUUAAAUAUUUGAAUUCAAAAUAUGCUUUAGUCAUUGUGGAAAAGUUUAGGAUUUGUUAAAAUUCUGAAUUCAAAAGUAGAGUUCAAUUCAACAGAUAUAUAACAUAAAUGGUUUAACAAUAUAGACAGUUUAACACAAUAAAACAAAGGUUUGAGUAUUAUUUAUUUUUGAAGUUUGAAUCCUUUAUAGAUUAGAAUCUAUCAAGUUUUUAAUCAAAAGUAUGUUUGUGUCAUCAGCAUUUGUUUGUUUAAACAUACUGUCAACAAAUUAAUAAAAAACACCAUAAAGUUAAUUCUCCUAUUAUUGUUGACAUUUAAAACAAUUUGUUUGUUCAUAUAUUUUUGCUAGUUGAGGAACUCCUUUUAAUGGAAUGUGAUUUAACAUAUUAAACGAUACUUAAAAUGAAAUACUAAUUUCAUGUAUGUACCCACUUAUAAAUUUAUUAAAGAACUGCUAAUAAUAAUAAAAUACUUAAAAUCAGUCACCAAUAUAAUAUAUUAUUUAUAAAUUUAUUAACAAACUGCAGUUCAAUAAGAAUAAAAUUAUCAACAUUAACUAUUUAAGCUUGCCUUAAAUUGGUAAUAUUUUAAAACACACACACACACACACAAAAUUUAGUUGCACUAGAUUUGUUCUUGAUUGAAAAUGUACUACCACAGCUUCUAUCAAUACCUACAGCACCCUCAUUUGCAAGUAUUUCAAUGUUUUCUCUAUUAACUACUGCAAAUUAUGUAAAAUUUAAAAAGAUGAUAAUAGGUUUGUUCUAGCAAAUAGUCAAACUAGUCACAAACCGUCAGCAAACAGUUGGUCAGUGAGAAAACAUAAUACAGUCACCAGUGGUAUCCCCUCUACUCGCGCUGGUCCACUAUUCGCUGAUGGUUUCAAACCGUUUGAAACUGAUGCUAGAACAAACCUAUUAUUCUUUGAACAAAAGAUAACUUGAAUCUCAUUCCACACGUUAAUCAAAUCUCUUCAAAAUACCAAAUGUUUUUUCAAUGACAAUUCUUGAAGCAAUUUGUGAUUGAUUAUACAGCAUUUAAAUUGCUGUCUAAAGAUUCUACAAUAAUACUUUGUCCAUAAUAAGUUCCCCACAUUUUAUAUGCCCAUAAUAUGCAAAAGUAUUUAACAACUCCUAAAAUAAUAUUUCUAAUUGCACUUCCAUAUUGUACGAUGUGUAUUAUAUUAUGGGUAUUCUUUAAAUGACAAAAUAAUUAAAUUCAACGUUUUACUCUUUUAAUGGUCUUAUUUUAAUUUUUAUCUGAGAUCUUAUUACACGUAAUAAAUAGAAUUUUAUAGGUUAUUUUUAUAUUUACAAAAUAUUGAAUGUCAUUUGUUAAUAUUAAAGAUUUCUUAAAUCUAUGUUUGGAAUUACUCUCUUUUAGACUUGUCCUGUAUUUGUACUUUAUUAAAAGAUCCUGUAACAAAGGAGCCUUUUAGGCCUGGAUCCCGCGUACCAAAAAAGGAACGUUUUCGUAGUCUCACGUUCCAAAUUUUUAACCUGUUCCACAAUUAAAACUUCCCCUGUUCCAGUGUUCCCAUAUAUCAAAGUUUGUCCGACUAGAUACCGUUAAGCUAUUAACAAAUUUUCAUCUUGCUAUUAAUCAACUUUUUUUAGUACGCGGUCUAUUUAUUUAACGGUUGUAAUGUCAACUGAUGCAGUUAACUUACAUCUACAGUCUUUUUACUACAAAAGUACGCUUACAUCAGUCAAAAUUUCUGACGUCAGAGCACUGUCAAAACAUUAGAAUGUGACUUUUCAUCAUGGCCAUGUUUGUGUCGUUAAUUGUCAGAAGUAUUGCGACACGGCAGUAUUGCGAGAAAUAGACAAACAAUUCGAAAUUAUAAACACGACAAAAAUAAGAAAGUUACAAUAUCUAGGACACGUAAUGAUAUGAACUACUAAGACUGAUCAUACAGGGAAAGAUAAGAGGAGGAAGGAGUAUAGGAAAAAGAAGAGUGUCAUGGUUGAAGAAUUUAAGGGACUGGUUUAAGUGCAGUUCAAUAGAACUCUUCAGAGCAGCGGUAGAUGGAGUAAAGAUAGUGAUGAUGAUAUCCAACCCCCGAUUAGGAGACGGCACUUAAAGAAGAAAGGAGAAGUCAGAGGUAUUUUUCUUUGUUUUUGUUUACUGUACAAACAAUAUCUAUAAUUCUUUAUUCUAAUUAAUGAUGUUAAUCUUAAUCGGUUUUCAUUAUAGGCAUACUUGCCGAAAUAUAUUAAUUAACGACAAUAUUAUCACAGUGUAGGUAUAAUCAAUUGAAAUAGAGCAUUUAAUAUUUUAAAUCUACUGCAGCACGCUGUAAUACAUGCCAAAACAUUUCUUCUUCUCUUCUUCUUUUUGUAUAGACAUGACUCUGUCUGUUUUUUCAAUGUGCCUCUAGUAAGUUGUUCCAACGUUUUCGUAAUCUUUCCACUGAUCGUCUUCCUAUUGGGGAACCGUCUCUCGCUGCCCUGACUAUCCUAUUUGUUGUCAUUCGGCUUAUGUGGUCAUUCCAUUCUAUUCUUCUGUUUCUUACCCAGUUAUUAAUGUUAUCCACCUUGCAUCUCCGUCGUAUAUCUGUACUUCUAGCUCUGUCCCACAGAGUCUUACCAUCGAUUUUUCGAAGGGUUUUCAUCUCCGCUGUUUCGAGCAAUCUUUUUGUCCUCUCUGUGUCGUCGUGUUUCUGCCGCGUAUGUCAUUAUUGGUCUGACGACUUUUGUAAAUUCUGCCUUUCAUUUCUUUUCCGAUAUUUUUAUUUCUCCAUAUUGUGUCGUCCAGGCAACCUGCGGCUCUGUUUGCUCUAUUCAUUUGAUCUUCCACUUCUGUUUCGAGCCUUCCGUAGCUAGAUAGUGUGAUGCCUAGGUAUUUAAACUCCAUCACUUGUUCUAUUAUCUGACCUUCCAGCUCCAAUUUAUAUCUUAUUGGAUCUGCUGUUAUAACCAUGCAUUUUGUCUUUUUUGAGGAAAGUAACAUGUUAAGGGCAUGGGUACAUAAUUCGCAAAUAUUUUACGGCUAUCCCUACUUUUUCUAUCUUAACACGGCAAAUUACGUGUAGUAAAAUUUUCACUGGUAUGGAAACUGCAGAUGUAAACAUUAGGUUGACAGUGACAUUGUCAUUAGAAACGUAGAGAUGUCUAUUUCGGUUUCGUUCAGUUUUUGAAUGUUCUUGUAUAACCUUUACUUGUAUAAAUGAUAAAAUUAUUUUUUCACUAAUUAUGUAUUCAGUGAUUACCAUUAUUUAUAUACUAUACAAAUAGUCGAAAAAGAAAAAAGUUGUAAAGUUAUUUUAAUAAUAUACUGUUAGCAUGGAAAGCUUAGAUAAUGGUUGAACAUGUGAAGGGCUGCGUUGUAUAAAUGUAGUAUUAGUCAAUUAAUUUAUAAAGACUUUAUUUAUUUCUUUAUUUGCGUAAAUUAAAAUAUGGGACGUUGUUACAAGAAAUGUGUUACUGAAAAGCGAAGAAAUAGACGGUUAGCUCAAUUGAAGAACUUACUACACAACAGAAGUACCUACUACUGACCUGAAGUAUCUACUACAAAGCGUAGCGCCAGCCGUGUCUGCAUUACACAAAUCGUGAUGGAAUUAGUUUUCCAUGUGCUUGUGAUUUGUGAAUACACAUUUUUAGGUACCAAAUCAUUAGAAUUAUUGUACAUGAGUAAAAAUGAGUGACUCAGAUUCCGAAGCGACAAAAGAGUUAUGCGAGGAUAAAAAUGAACAAUAGUUAUUUGUUAAUCUUAUUCACAAUUAUUACAGUUUAUUUGAUAAAAGAAUGACCCCAAAAAAUACGAAUCUUCUUCUUAGUUUGUAAAUUUUUCUAUGACACACAUUCAUAAAUGCUGCCAUAUUGUAACAAAAAAAUACCUACGCCAAAGACGUCCAUCCACCAACUUCACUUAAAUUGAAGCAAAAUACUAUUAAACAAGCACAUACUUCAAAAGCGUAGUACAUUCUUCUAUGUAUCUCGUAAAUAGUAGCAAAUACUACGGAGAAAAGCAAAUGCUUUGUAAGUGUAGUGAAACCUUCAAAAAUGUAGUUGAAGCAUUAGCAUUUUAUGCCACCAUGGGCACUUUACUUUAUAGCUAAACUCGUACCUAUUUACGGUUAUCGGAACAAACUCUUAUAAAAUAAUACAGACUUGACAUACUUGGAUUUUCCAUAAAUAAUAUAUAAACAAUAAAUUACUUUUUAUUAAUUGUACACCUUAAAUCCAUUAUUAUUUUUCAAAUACACUAUCAAUACUAUUUAAUAUACAACUCUUUGAUUGAUUUUAUUAUCAUCGUAAAAGCGUUAAAAAGCAGUAGCAGAAUCAACUGCUAUAUCAAAAUAGCGGGUCGGACACAUCUCUACUUGUCACUGUCUUGAGUCUUGUCAUAACAUUAUAUUCGACUGAGUGCGUUGUAUGACAAAGAUAGCGAAUGUUCGAUUUGGAAAAUAUCACCCCGGACAUGGUGUCCAUUUUUUUCGAAUCCUGAAAAAACUAAUAAAUAUUUUAAAAAAAUUUAAACACAAAAUGAAAGACUAAAUUAUUAUCGAGGGCCGAAAGUCCCUUAGAAUAUAUAAGAAGUUUUUUUCGAAUAAGAUAUUUGAAAUUAAAAAUCACACUACAUUUUCUCUUAGUUUUUCACCCCUGUAACUUAUUAAAAUAAACAUUAUAGAAGUUUUCAGGGACUUUCGGCCCUCGGUAAUAAUGUAAUCUAGCAUUCUGCGUUUAAAUUUUUCAAAAAUACUUAUUAGUUUUCUCAGGAUUCGAAAAAAAUGAAUCCCCAUUUGAAUAGCAUUGCAGCCGAAAAUACGUACCCAUCCUCUUAAAUUUUCUGGCGAUUAUGUUGAGUUGGUGCAGCAUACGUUGUAAAUCAUCUUCACUUUGAGAGAUUAGUAUUACAUCGUCCGCAUAGCAGAUUAUUUUAAGUUGUUUUUCUAGUUGUUUUCUAGUUCUUAGUUUUUUUAUUAUUUCGUCCAUGAUCAGGUUGAACAAUAAAGGACUCAAGGAAUCCCCCUGUCAUAUCCCAUUGCGGCUUCAAUUGGGUCAGUUAGUUCAUCUUCCACUUUUACUUUUAUUGUGUUGUUCUGGUAGAUGUUUUCUAUCGUUUUAAUUAUUCCCAGAGGUACCUGUACCUCUCUCGAGUAUAACAAGUGAAUAACGUCCUUUAAUGUGACCCUGUCAAAUGCUUUCUUAAGGUCCACGAAACAUAAAUAUGCCGGUUUGUUGUAUUCCAACGAUUUCUCUUGAACUUGCCUCAUUAUAAAUAUUACGUCAGUGCAUGACCUUCCCGAGCUAAAACCUUGUUGUUCUUCUGCUAAUGUUAUAAUUUCAUUCAAUUUGUUUAUCACUUUGGUUGUUAAUUUUAAUGUUGUGUUUAAUAAGUUAAUUCAUCUGUAAUUCUCCGGGCCCGAUUUGUCUCCUUUUUUUGAAGACAGGUAUUAGGAUGCUUGGUCUCCAUUCUUGUGGUAUUCUGUUUUGUUCUAUUAUUUUUUGUAUUAGUUUUAAUAGUUGUUUAGUUAGAUCUUGUCCUCCGUACUUUAGGAGUUCGUUCGAUAUUCUGUCCUCUCCUGGAGAUUUUCUAUUUUUUAAUUUUCGUAAUGCUUCCUUUACCUCUCCCUCCUCGAUGUUUAUUUCUUCGUUUGUCGUAACUUCAGGUGUUGGUGGUUCAUUAUCGUCACCUUUAGCAAAUAGAGAUCGCAAGUAGUGUGCCCAUGUUUCCUUCUGAAUGUUUUUCGCUUUUAUUAAUUCGUUCAUCUCCUUUCUUUGCCCUUUGAUCAUUCUCCAUACUUCUUUGUGUGUUCCGUAGAAGUCGUGUUCCAUCUGUUUUGAGAAACUCUGCCAGUGCUCUCUUUUCAUUUUCCUCACUAAAGUAUUCGUUUCGUUUCUGGUUCGUUUGUAGUGGUUGUAUGCCUGUUGUGUUUGUUUUGUUCUGUAUUGUAACAAGGCUUUCUUCUUUUCUUCGCAUCUUAUCUUAACUUCUUCUCUAAACCACGGGGUUUUCUUCUUUAAUAUGUGAGUAUUCGUUACUUUUCUCUCUCCAAGCGAUUCUGUUGCAGCGUCGAUUAUGUUAUCUUUGAGUUUUUCCAGCUUUCGUCGAUGUUAUCGUUUUCUAAUAUUCCAUUCUCAGCAAUCUUCUCUGAUAUUCUUUUCCUGUAUAAGUAUUCCGUGGAUUCCGUAUGUAGUCCUUCGACUUUGGUUUCUGUUUGUGUUGGUGUUGCCUCUUGGGUGUGAAAUAUUUCAUAAUGAUUCCUAUUUUACAUAAUACUAGGCUAUGGUCGCUGCCUACAUCUGCUGAGUUUAGGCAUCUUACGUCGAUUAUUUUUGAUGGUAACAAAACAUUUGCAGUACAAAAUUAUAAUGUAUUUUAAAGUCUUGCUUCCCUGCAGUUAACGGUAAAAGGGUACCCCAUUAUUUCGUUCUUGUUCAAAAUAAUCUAUCAAAGAAGCAUUUUAAUUUGGCAUAAUUCUAACACAAUCACAAUACACAACAAUAAUUACAAUAGUUUUUAAAUUAAGCUAUAAUUUAAUAUGUAGGUAAAUAUUUCUACUAUAAAUAAACACACAAUUUUACUAUAAAUUGGUAGCAACCAACGAUGUAAAAUUGUAGCAACAGUGAACUGUCAUUAGUCAUUAGAGUUUGAAUUGUUUUCAUUUCAUAUCAGUAGCCUACGAUUGUCUAAUAUAUUUAAAUAAAAUUAUUAUUUUCUGGAGUAUUAAACUUUAGCAUUAGGGAACUUAUAUAAAAUUUUAAAUUCGAAAAAAAUGUUAUAAAUCACAACAGAACAUAAUUUAAAACAUGUAUCAAAGAUAAAAAAGUUUUGUUUCUUUCGUUUGGCGCCUAAAGACGAUUAAAAAUUCAACUUAUACCAGCCAGCUCAAAACGCGUGGGGACGUCACGGGGUUAUAUGUUUACAUUCGUAAACAAAAUGGUAUAUAAAAUUGGACAUUAAUAACGUCAGUAGAAAAUACAGUUAUGUGACGUUACAAGUGUUUUUGAUCGUUUUAACUAUUCAUAGAAAACUUGUACUUUUACGGUUAUUUAAUUAAUAUAAUUCUAAAAUUCUCAAUGUAUAUAUAUGUUCUGUGUGGGUGUCGUAUAGCUGUGAUAGAGAAAUGUCAAUUUAAAAGUUGAUGUUUAUUUACGUUAAUUAACAUUACAAAUAUUUCGGCGUAUUAUUAAUAUAUUUCGGCAAGAAAUGAAGACCGAUUGACACCAUUAAUUAGAAUAAAUAAUUAUAAAUAUUAUUUGUAUAGUAAAAAACAAAGAAAAAUAUCUCUGACAAGUAAUGACACAAGCAUGGAUAUGUUGAAAAGUCACAUUCUAAUUUUUUGGCAGUGCUCUGACGUAAGAAAUUUUGACUGAUCCUUUAACUUAAAAAUUUUCAACAAUAGAAGUCAUAUGUGAAAAAAAUGUAGUUACAUAUAAGUAAUGUUAAUUACAAUGACGAUAUUAUUAUAUGGUUUAAAGACUACGUCCUCUCUAUCCAGGGGACACCUUCGGAACUUAUGAGCGCGACCACAUUUCCAGGCAAUUUUUCCUUGAGUUUCUCUCCUGUUCCUAUAAGUUAUAAUUUGGUAAUUGAAUUUUUAUUUUUUUUUUUUUCGGUGGGUACUCAAAUCUAAGUAAUCAAGCAUAAAUAACGGGAAAACGAAGCAUUUUAAAAAAUAUACUUAUUAAACAUUUGUCAAAGUAUUCAGGAUUACCUUUGGAAUGAACUCUAGAAGUUGAUAUUUAGCAUCAAAAUGAAGCAAAUUAUGAUGAAAGUGAUAGGACCCUUUCGAUUUUUUUAGGAAAAAGAGAAAAAUAAAACGCACGGCAUUUCCACAAAAAUUAAAAUUUAUAGUAGCCACUAUAAGACAUUCUUUACUUUAGCAUAAGUAAUGACCUCAAACAUUUUGACCGGUUUAGAAUGAAUGUUUUGGAAAAUAAUAUGUCAAGUCAUAUUCAGGAAUACUUAUCAAUUGAGCUCCAGAAGAUGUUGUCAAAAUUAAGCAAGUUAUGAUUUUUUUAGGAAAAAGUGAAAAAUAAAACACACGAUAUUUCCACAAAAAUUUAAAUUUAUGAAAGUAAUCAUAAGACUUUCUUUACUUUAGCAAAGUAAUGAGCUCAAACAUUUUGUCCGGUUUAGAAUGCAUAUUAUGAUAAAAAAAUCAGAAUUUUUCAAAUUUUCGUAAUUUCAUUUUCUUUUGAUAAUAACUACAAAAAUACUCGAUAUACGUAAAAAAUGAUAGAGAACGAAAUUUGAGUUUUUUUUAUUUAGCUUAAUGCCUCGACAACUGAUGGCAAUUGACGUGGUACAGUGGAUUUUUCCAAUCAGGUACCCAGUGUAUGUAGUGUAUGUGUUGAGUAAGUGUCUUGUUAAUUAGCAAAGUCGACGUCACUGUCUUUGCAAAGAGACGCUUAUUGUAUCCGAACGUCUGCGGUCCCUUCGGUGAAUACCGAUCUCACAAUUUUUAAUAAACGUUGAGUUUUUUUGUUAGCAAAGAAUUAAGUUUUUUUUAUUAUUUUUGUAGGAUAAGAAAAUAACUGAGAUAUAAAUGUUUAAGGCCUAUAUUUUACUGCUAAAAACCAUGUAACCGGGAAAAACCAUUUUCUUUAGAAAAUAAGGGAUUUAACAUAUUAAAUUUAAUACGAUUUUAUAGCACUUGGAAUCACCUUUCAAAAGUUUUUUUGAUCAACCUGAUAUCAUAAAAAUUAACGGAGUUAUUCUAAAAAAAAACGGAAAAAUUUUUGGAGCAUAAAUUUUAAUGCUAUCAACUUCUUCUGGAGCUCAGAACACAUGUUCUGAUAAUUUGUGGUACUGGUUUACGAAGUAUGUGUUAUAAAAUGCAUCGUUUUUCCCGUAAUUUAAGCAUGAAUACUUGUUGUCACUUUUGUUUCUUGAAGUAUCGUCUACCCACUCACCAAUUUUCAUGAAAAUCGAUGGAGCUUUACCGAAAUCGGAGGUAUUAUGUAGUUGAUUUUUACCUUCAUACACCAAAUCAAGUGUUGGUAAAGUCCCACUAGACAUCAGAAAGAUCUGUGAUUUUAUUUUAACGUAUUGUAAAAAAAUGCAUUAAGAUAUUCUAGUAUCCUACAUUUGUUUCCUUGCAAGCUCUGCUGUUUGUUGAUUUCUUGAACCUUCAACCUUGUAUCAGUAAUAAGAAAAAGACUGAUUAAAAUGAGCACAUUUGUUACAAAAGACAAAGUCAAAAAGGAUAUUUUUUUAAAAGUGUGUCUUCGUGGCACCUGUUUUUCUCUCAUAUAUUUUGUUCAUAAUUCUUAUCAAUUUUUUUUUAUUUAUAUUAUGUCAAGUUGAAAGUUGCUUUCAAGAUACCUCAUUUAAAUCAGUUUUUAAAAAUAGAAAAGUAGAAAUUAGUUCUUUAAUAGUUACCAUAGUUAAAGUUUUUUUGAUAAUUAAGAAUUUCUGUUUGUUACAUUUGACAUUUAUUUUUUUAUUAAUAAAAUCUUAAAUUCGA